Messenger RNA from Acipenser ruthenus (sterlet), 3398 nucleotides. RefSeq names its product bisphosphoglycerate mutase-like. Gene Ontology annotation, molecular function: intramolecular phosphotransferase activity. Gene Ontology annotation, biological process: glycolytic process. NCBI's taxonomy places the organism in Eukaryota, Metazoa, Chordata, Actinopteri, Acipenseriformes, Acipenseridae. Bases 298 to 1077 code for a protein of 259 amino acids. The record is from RefSeq and is a predicted model, not a curated record. The transcript is spliced from 4 exons.
ACACACACACAGUGUACUAGUUCCGCCUUCCACUGAAGCGGCACGUUCCGUACUGUCCGUACCGUUGUCUCUAUUGGCCAGGCACCGUGUCAAUCACUUCGCAACGCUGGGCACGGUUUCUAGUGUUUACAACAAAACCAAGACCGCACCAAAUACGGGAAGCACGAGAAGGAAAUGCAUGAGAAUAAACGUUCCCAACACUCAGCAGGAAAGACUGGAGCCAUUCUGCACUGAGCGUCCAAUCACAGCCCUGGAGGGCUAUUCAUACACUCCCGGUUUAACAGGGUGCCUGCCAGCAUGGCGAAAUGCAAGCUAGUUCUGCUGAGGCAUGGGGAGGGGGCGUGGAACAAGGAGAACCGCUUUUGCAGCUGGGUGGAUCAGAAGCUGAGCUGCGCUGGGGUGAAGGAGGCCCAGGACUGCGGGAAGCUGCUGAAGGACCUGGGCUACGAGUUCGACCUGGUCUUCACCUCCAUCCUGAGCCGCUCCAUCCAGACUGCCUGGCUGGUUCUGGGGGCCAUGGGUCAGGAGUGGGUGCCAGUGGAGAAGUCCUGGAGGUUGAACGAGCGGCACUAUGGCGCCCUCAUCGGGCUCAACAGGGCAGAGAUGGCUCUGAACCACGGCGAGGAGCAGGUUAAGAUCUGGAGGAGGAGCUACGGGGUCAUGCCGCCGCCCAUCGACCAAUCGCACCCUUACUUUUUUGAGAUCUACAACGACCGGCGGUACGAGACCUGUGACCUGCCCAAGGACAAGCUGCCCCGGACGGAGAGCCUGAAGGAGGUGCUGGACAGGCUCCUGCCCUACUGGGAGGAGGUGAUCGCUCCGGAGAUCAGGAAAGGGAGGAGGGUGCUCAUCUCGGCACACGGGAACAGCACCCGGGCUCUGCUGAAGCACCUGGAAGGUAUCUCAGAUGAGGAGAUUGCCAGCCUUACCCUGCCCACCGGGGUGCCUGUUGCACUGGAACUAGAUGAGAACCUGCGCCCCACCAAGCCUCACCAGCUGCUGGGGGACGAGGGGGCGAUUCAGGCAGCAAUUAAGAGAGUGGAGGAUCAAGGAAAGGUCUUGGUCCCAGCCCAAUAGAACCCUGCUGCUUCCAGAACACAGCUUCAUAGAGACAGGGUUUCUUUCUGCUGUUACAUUAAUAUAUAUAUACACUGAGCAUCAAAAGAAACUUAUCACUUAUAUUUGGAUAAAAUUCACUAGAUGUGAUUGAAAAAUGACAAACUCUGUUUUAGAGCAGGUGCAGUGACUUUUUAUUGUGCUGAUUAACAAUUCAAAACACGAAGAUGCUGCAAAAUUAUCUGUCGAUCUUGGACAGGUGUUGUGACUCUUGGUCUCCCAGUUUGUGGCCUGUCAUUGACAGAGUGUGUCUGAUUAUACCGUCUCGCCAGGUUUGAAAUUGCUGGCUGUGAGCACCCAAGACGGCGAGCCACAGUACGCUGCCCUAGUCCAGCCUCCAACAUGCGUUUCUCUCUUGACAGAUGGGGCAUAUGGUUUUCUUUCUGUGAUUUCCUGUAUUGCUUUUAUUCAAGCUUGCAGUUCAACAGCUGAAAUCACUCCAUAUCCAGUGUCCAAUCAACUGCCUCACUAAUUAGGUGAUUAAUUGCAUAUGCUUCAGUCAUAGUCACUCAAGCGUGUCAUGGUCAAGGAUGAUUGAUCGAGUGAUUAAAAAGAAACCAAAAACAUUUCGUCAAUGUCCAUAAUUUAUUUACCUUAUUUGUUUUCGAAAAUAAAUGUGUUAUAAUAGUGAUAAGUUUCUUUUGAUUCUCGGUAUGUGUAUAUAUAUAUGGUUGGAUAGUAAUCCGAGGAUGAAUGUGGUACUUUUUCACAUAUUUGAAGCAAGUUGUGUGAGGUGAUCUGUCGAGACCCCUGAUCAGGUGGAAGUGGCAUGAGCGAGAUUGUGCCAGUGCUUACGAUUUCAAUGCAAUUCUAACUUUUAGAAGUCAGGAGAGUGUCAAAACAAAAACAUGCUUGGUUUGAAUUUGAUUUCUAGCAAUCUUUGUUUGAAUAUUCAGAAACGUGCCCCUAUACGAAGAUAUAAGACUCGCCUUACAUUAGUUGCUGGAAUUCAUGUUGGAGUCCAGUGUUCAAGGUUUUUGUCAUUGUUGAUCAUUGCUUUUGCUAUUUUAACUUGUAACCUAAUUUAAGACACAAUAAAAUAUGUUUUACAAACUUUUAAGAAAUUACAAAACCAGAAGCCAUUGCUUCUUUGUUUAAUUUUAAUUUAAAAGCUACUAAAAAAAGCAAAGUUGUCCAGAGCUAAGUUGUGUAUAUUGUCGUUCACUAAGUCUUACUGUAUGUUAUGUAUAUUUCUGAAGAUAGAAAGGUGGUUUAUUUAAUUGCAGGACACGGAGUCAUUGAAGUACAAUAUUAUAUGCAGUGUUAUGGUUUUAUGUGGGGACAUUUUCAAUUUAACACACCUAAACCAAGCAAUGUGAAGAGUGCUGUUGCCUUCUAAUUUGAACACUUUCAAGAAAGUUGGUACCUCCUACAAUAAGCUGAAACUAAAGAGAAAAUUACUUUUUUUUUUUUUUUUUUUAAUUAUAAAAAGUUUUACAAAAAUGCUUUGGGAACAAAGACCAUCCCAUUUUGUUUUUUUGAUUUUUUAUAUUUUCUUUGCAUUAUAAGCUAUACCCAGACAUGAAGGUGUCAUGCCCACUUUAACCUCCUACUGCUGCAUGUAGCAGCGUGAUCAAGAUCUGUUUCUCCUGACUGGAUCCUGGCUGACUGAUUGCCACAUUCUUCCAUUGCAUAGCCCAGGCAUUCUCAGAAAACAUACCUUGUUGGCUUGCCAGUUUGUUUCCACGCCCGAAAGGUAGCUUCAGCCACAUGCACACAGAUUUCCGUAAAGCUCAUUGUAUUCACUUGCAGCAGGGGGUGGUUAUGAGCACAAUCCGCAAGCUCGGCUGAAGCUUAGGAAAGCAAAACAAAGAUGCAAACAAAUAAAAAUAUUGAUUUUUCCUUUUUCCUGUGUUUGUUAUUCUGACAGCUAUAUUUGUAUCAGAAUGGGUUCCCAAGGUACUCAACUUUUCAUUCAAAACCACGUCUGUGUCGCUGUGUAAUUUAUACAACAUGCACCAGCUUGUUACAAAACCUGCGAGGAAACAAAGGUAAUAUUUUGUGGAGUGUUAUUUUUUUAUGCUAACAUCAGUGUUUUUUAAUAAAUGUAUUCAUGUGCCUCUGGUUAUGAUGUAAUCUUUAAGGAAUUGUAGUAGGCAUGUAGAUACAUUGGACUCUGGCAAUACUAGAUGAGGUUUUAAUAUAUAUAUAUAUAUAUAUAGAGAGAGAGAGAGUAUAGGAGUGUGCACUUUGUUUGUCGAUACAGGUAAAAAUGUCCUUGCUGUCUAAGUACCGUAUUGUUAUGAUCAUUGUAUUAAAGCAAGACCUGUUGAUGCCUCUUC